Molecule: messenger RNA, 1813 nt
Organism: Molossus molossus (Pallas's mastiff bat)
Lineage: Eukaryota; Metazoa; Chordata; Mammalia; Chiroptera; Molossidae
Gene: CENPBD1
Product: CENPB DNA-binding domain containing 1
Molecular function (GO): DNA binding
Source: RefSeq, a predicted model, not a curated record
CGCCUCGUCUCUUUCCCACGUCCUGCAACAGGCCUCCUUGCCCCACAGACUGCUGUGACUUUUAUUGCAUUUUGGAGGCAACGAUGCCCAGGAAAAGGCCCCUGAGUGCAACAGUCAUCCCGAGUGCCAAAAGGGAAAGGAAAGCAAUUACCCUCGACGCAAAAUUAGAAGUGUUAAGAUGAUUUGAAGUGGGUGAAAAGCUCAGCCAGAUCGCAAAGGCCUUAGACCUUGCUGUCUCUACAGUGACGACCAUCUGAGAUAAUAAAGAAAUCAAAGCGACUUCACAAUCAGCUACACCCUUGAGAGCCUCUCGGUUGACUCGCCAUCGGCUGGGAGACCAGAGCCAGAGAAACAUGACCCUGAGUGUCACCAUGAUUCAGGGGAAGGCUGAGAGUUUGUUUGAUGACUUACAGCGUGAACAAGGUGAAAGCGCUCAGAAAGAAAAAUUUAGGCAAGGGUGGUUUGUGAGAUUCAAGGAGCGCCAUUGUGUGCCCCACUUCAAGAUGAACAGCACUGCUUCUGGCAACAAGGACGCAUACCUGGAAGUGCUGAAAAGCAUCAUCGAAGAAGGUAAGUACACCCCCCACCAAGUUUUUAUUUAGUUGAGACAGGGCUUUAUUGGAAGAGAAUGCCUGAAGGAACAUUUAUUUCUGUGGAAGAAAAAGCUGAGCCAGGCUUUAAAUCGUCCAAAGAUCGCUUGAUGCUGCUUCUUGGUGGCAAUGCAGCUGGGGACUUUAAGUUGAAGCCCUUAUUGGUGUACCACUCAGAAAACUCCAAGGCUCUGAAGAGGUACUCCAGGCCAAAUUUGCAUGUGAUUUGGCGCUCAAACAAAAAGGCCUGGGCAACCAGGAGCAUUUUUCACGAAUGGUUCACAUACUUUUUUUUUGCCCUGAUGUUGAAAAACACUGUGCCCAAAAUAAUCUAGCCAACAAAGCAUUGCUCAUCCUAGACAAUGCACCGUGCCAUCCAGUAAAUUUGAGUGAUCUGUCUGAUAAAGUAAGAGUGGAAUAGCUUCAUGACAGCACAGCUGACUCGAUCCAGCCCAUGGGUCAAGGUGUAGCCUCUACUUUCAAAGCUCAUUCAUUAUCUGAGAAGGACUUUUGAGCACAUGCUAGAAGCAACAGGUGGGGAGGAUACAGCUAUGAUCAGGGAGUUUUGGAGAAACUACAACAUCAUGGAUGCUGUAGACAACAUUGCAGUAGUAGCUUGGGAGGCACUCAGACCACCAACAAAGAACAGUGUGUAGAAAAAAAUUUGGCCCCGGUGUGUUCAAUUCCAGAAUGUUUCCCAAACAAAUUACAUUGCACAGCUUCAACAAAACAUUGUGACCCUUGCCAAGACUCUGGCUUUUGAAGAGGUUGUAGAAGCUGAUGUGGACCAGUUGCUAUGGUCCCGUGAGGACACUCUAAUGAGGAGCUGAUGCAGCUGCAACGGGAGCCAGAAGCAGAGGAGGAGAGUGAAGAUGCUCAACCUGCUCUGCGUCAGCUAACCACAGGAGAACUGGCAGCCUUCUCGCAUUUUGAGGCUGACUUACAGGUUCUUACUAGUAGCAGCCCCAAUGAUGAGUGGAAACUGAAAGUUUCAAGACCAAUCAAUGACGCGAUAAACUGCUAUAGAGACUUGUACAAUGAGAAAAGGCAAUGCUCAAAGCAACUGUCUUAAUUGGUUUUCCAGUGUGUGUGACCAAAGGUUAAUCAAAGUAAAGCCAGAAGCAAUAAGAUGACCUCCACGGUGAGGCCCAGUCAAGUCUCUGCCACCAGCCAUUUAUCAUCCCUGGAAAUCUUAUUUUAAAUUGUAGGAAUACGCCCUGGCC